AUGAAAUCACAACUCAGUCCACGCAUUGCAAUAGAAGAACCAGUUAUUUCCUCAUUUUGGGCUUUCAAACAAGGAGGGUCUGUAAAGACCACAAAAAAACGAUAUUUUGUUUUAAAAGCCAACAAACUGUUUUACUAUGAAUCUGAAAACACGUCUGUUGAGCCAAAGGGAUGUAUUUACCUCUCAUCGACAACUGUAUUAAAAGAACGAACAGACUUACAUGUUGAAAAACAAAAAUAUUACGUAUCAAUCACUUCACACAAUGACAAGUUUGCUCUCUUUAAUAGAAAUGACGUCCACAUGUAUUGA
This is a messenger RNA of Entamoeba invadens IP1, 309 nucleotides long. RefSeq lists its product as hypothetical. NCBI's taxonomy places the organism in Eukaryota, Evosea, Mastigamoebida, Endamoebidae. The record is from RefSeq and is a predicted model, not a curated record. Bases 1 to 309 code for a protein of 102 amino acids. The transcript has a single exon.